This is a messenger RNA of Mollisia scopiformis, 2022 nucleotides long. RefSeq lists its product as uncharacterized. The transcript has a single exon. Bases 85 to 2022 code for a protein of 645 amino acids. NCBI's taxonomy places the organism in Eukaryota, Fungi, Ascomycota, Leotiomycetes, Helotiales, Mollisiaceae. The record is from RefSeq and is a predicted model, not a curated record.
CGUGUUCAAUUGUUCUUGUUUCAUUGUUUUAUUUGAUUUCAUUUCGUUGCCUCUGUUUUAUGCAGCGUGAUCCCCGCCGCUUUCAUGAUGUGGAAACGAGCGAGAAGUCCUCACUCUAUCUCAGAGUCAACGAGAACGCUGUUAUUACGGCCACUGCAGUCUCGAUCCGACCCACCCAUUCACUCGAAGGAGGACCUCGAACCCACUAGAUCAAGAUUUUUGCUUGUCCCUGGAUUGCUGAUAACAUCUAUCAUUAACUUCGUCCUUAUUGCUGGUUUAAAAGGUCACUGGACUGUCACUGGUUCAGCAGCAACUACCAUUAUCAACAAUCCCUCAACGUUUUCAGCCGUACGCCAAAUCAUAGCUUCUUUGCUUGGAGCAGUCUACAUGUACUCGAUAUGUAUGAUUAUCAAUUGGGCAUCUCGGGUGAUUAUCUCGAAGCGAGCUGUCACUUUGGACAGACUUGACUUCUGGAGCGCAAUCUGCGGUUCUCGGGUCGAUUGGACCUUGCCCAAGAGUAAAGUGCCUUUGGUCCUGCUCUUUAUCGUGGCAACUCGAAUCCCGGCGGCUUUCUGGGCUGGUGCGCUCGCUCCUACUCUUACGAAGGCGGAGAUGAAGAAGACACAUAAUAUGACAACCAGUGUCCCGCAUUACACACAGCAAUCGUUGGACACUUAUGAGCCUGAAAGUCUCUUUAACAGCAGCGAUCCCAUGACCUCGACUCCACUUGGAAUCUUUUCCUUCAGUCCGGUAAGAGACCGCUUCGGUUUCUUGUUGAAUGAUGGGGCUUCAGCAUCGAGCCAAAAUAGAAGUGAGGUUCAGCUCUACAAGAAGAACGACAACUCAAACUUUACUUACUAUGGUCGUUCUUAUGGAGUUGGUGCAUCUGUCGGCCUCGUAGACAAACAGAUUGGACAACGAUUUCCGGGUCUGGACUCUUUCUCGUUCAACGAGACUGGGACGAUGACAAACAUCUCGUGUAUUUUCAAUCGAAGCACAGAUUUUCAUCUUGAGCUGGUCCUUUCCUCAGACAACAUCAUGUAUCCCAACAUCUACGAGGCCACUGGCUGUCCACCCUGGGAUCCUCCCGGCGGGAACUGUGGGGGAUUCAGUGAAAUCGGCAUAGGCAACGAUGACACCGUCGUCGCUGUUGCUUGGUGGGUUUGGCCCAAUGCUACCGUCGAGAACUUUGAAGGCACGCUCGCUAUUGCGGCAGGAAAGAACUACACCCCUCUCAACAAUAGCCAAUGCUCGGUAACAAUGGUUCCCAACAAGUUCACCGUCAAUGUCAACGUCAAACGAGGACUAAUCCAAGUGGUCCCACUGAAUCAAUCCAUGGGGAAUGGAACGAACCCUAUACCAAUUGUCCAAGGGGCAUUCACAACCACCGCUGCAUUGUCCGAAGUGGCCUCGACAAAAUUCACGUCGGCAAUUGGAAAUAUGCUGAAUAGCAACAUCUACAACGUCAAGCUUCAGGAAACAUCGGAGUCGACCGAUGGAAAGACGCUUCGUGGGAUUUCUGAGGCGAUGGAGGUUGUCACCGAUGAUGCAUUGGUGGCUUAUUCCAGUGCACAACUCAUGCUUGCGAAUGAAGCGACCCAAGUCCCUAUCACGAUUGUUGUGGAUGCGGUGUUAAUAGGAACCGCGCCUUACAUCUAUACUGUAGCAGGGAUCAAUGCUGCUGUUCUCCUACUCGUAAUUUUCGAAGGGGUCCGGACCAGAGGGUGGAGGGGAAUGCCGAGGUUUAAUUAUAUGUCUGUGAAGAGCACAGUCGUCAGCAGCUCGAUGGGUGGCAAUGCUGUAGCUAGGAAAGCAGAGGGUAUACACAAGUCUUCUGGGCAAAGCUGGACAGGGAACGCAAAUGAUAGGAAGAAUGGGAAUAUUGCCGUCCGAUUGAGGAGAGUGGACGGAUUGGCUUUGACGUUGGAUGGUGAUAAAUAUGAGCAGAGAACGUCACAAACAUCAGACUAUGAUAUGCCUGAAUGGAGCGAUCGGAUCAGUGUACGGUCUGGCUUAGUCUAG